AUGUCUCUAUCAGAGCACGCCGAGGACUCGUGCUUCAGCAUCGCGGCCGCAAACGGCAUCUCGGAGGCUCAAUUCCUGUCGUGGAACCCCUCCGUCGGCGCAAACUGCGGCGGCAUGUGGGCGGCCGCCUACGUCUGUGUGCGCACCCUCGACUUUGUGUCCCCGACCACCGCCACGCCUACAACCACGACCUCCCCGACGACGACAAAGACGCCCGGCAACGGCAUCGAGACUCCCCAGCCGACCCAGCCAGGCAUGAUCUCCAACUGCGAUAAGUUCUACUUUGUCAAGACGGACGAGUCCUGUGUUACGCCCGCCGCAACUUGUCACUUUGGUUGCCUUGUCCUGCUCGUAACAUCCUGCGCUAGCAUCGCGGCCUCGCAGGGCAUCUCCGUAGCGCAGUUCCUCGCCUGGAACCCCAUGGCUGUAUCUGUUUAA
Molecule: messenger RNA, 438 nt
Organism: Colletotrichum phormii
Lineage: Eukaryota; Fungi; Ascomycota; Sordariomycetes; Glomerellales; Glomerellaceae
Exons: 3
Coding region: 1-438 (145 amino acids)
Source: RefSeq, a predicted model, not a curated record